Messenger RNA from Spizellomyces punctatus DAOM BR117, 2477 nucleotides. RefSeq lists its product as uncharacterized. The coding region runs from base 39 to 2414 and encodes 791 amino acids. Lineage: Eukaryota; Fungi; Chytridiomycota; Chytridiomycetes; Spizellomycetales; Spizellomycetaceae. The transcript is spliced from 18 exons. Gene Ontology annotation, cellular component: GARP complex. The record is from RefSeq and is a predicted model, not a curated record. Gene Ontology annotation, biological process: retrograde transport, endosome to Golgi.
CGGUCAAUGGGGUGAUCACUUUUAGAUAGACCACUAGCAUGUCUCAAGAUCCUUCACAAGAUGUCGCCACGGAAUUUGAAGAGGCUGCAAACCAUGAGACGAUCAAACUCAGUCCCGAGCUAGACCAUGCUAUUUCCAACAUUCUCGAAACAAAGGAUCCCUUGGACUCUAGUGACUUUGACCCUAUAGAGUACAUCAACUUGAUAUUCCCAGGCGAGGACUCUUUAGCGACUGUGGACACAGUUCUUGCAAAAUUGCGAAACAAAAUAUGGGCAAUGGAUAAGGAAAUGCGAGAGCUGGUACGGUCUCAAACUGAUGCCGGAGUCCGGGGACAGAAGCAAUUGGAGGAAACUAGGCAAGCCAUACAGGAAUUGUUCAACAGCAUCAAACAGAUUAAAGAACAAGCAGCGGAAUCGGAACGCAUGGUUCAGGAGAUAACUCGAGACAUAAAGUCUUUGGAUCAUGCCAAGAAAAAUCUUACAUCUUCCGUGACGGUGCUUCGAAGGCUUCAAAUGCUUGUAUCAGCGGUUGAACAAUUGCGAACUAUGGCUGGCAAGAAGCAAUAUAUUGAGGCGGCACAACUUGUACAGGUUAUAAAUCAGCUGCUGGCACAUUUCAAGACAUAUCGCAGCGUGAACCAGAUUGCUGCACUGCUGGACAGUGUCACGCAGCUUCAGGCGGACAUCAAGCGACAGAUCUUCCGCGACUUUGAAUCAGGAUUUGUAGGCGGCGCUUUGCGAAGCCAGCUAGGACUUCUGAGCGAUGCAUGCUUAGUCAUCAAUAUUUUGGAAGGGGAUGCAAGACAAAGCCUUAUCAACUGGUAUUGUGAUAUUCAUUUGAAAGAUUAUCGCGGAAUUUUCCGCAACAAUCCAGAGGUUGCAGGAUUGGGUGAUGUGUCACGACGUUAUGCUUGGUUGAAGCGGCUCCUGAAAACAUAUGAUGAAGACCAUGCAGUUAUAUUCCCUCCAGAAUGGAAAGUUGCAGAGGUCCUCUGUGAUAAGUUCUGCCACGAUACAAGACAAGAUCUCUCAGAAGUCCUAGCCAGAGCGGACAACUCUAUGGAUGUCAAAUUAAUGCUACAAGCAUUGCAGACUACCAUGGACUUUGAGGGGAAACUUGAUAAGCGGUUUGGAAUACAUAAUCUUGAGGAAGAAAGUGGCCCUACGAGUGAUGAUGUCCAACCACCGAAAACUUCGAGAUUUUUCAAAAUCAUAUCAUCUGUCUUCGAGCCAUAUCUUCGGCAUUACAUCGAAAUUGAAGACAGGUCUUUGAGUGAUAUCAUGGAACAAUACCGGGCGCGACCAGUUUUGCAGGAGGAAGAUGCGGUUUUAUCUUCGAGUACCGAUUUGUUCUACUUGUACCGUCAGACUUUGGUUCAGUGCGCAAAGCUCUCAACAAACAAACCCUUCCUGGAUUUGGUUCGAUUGUUUGCCAAAUGGCUGAAGCAAUAUGCCGACUUAUUAUCUUCCAAGCUGCCGAAAGAUGAUAAGAAAGCAAUCACGGAAGAUGAAAUUCGUAUCACCUGUUUAAUCAUUAACACGGGAGAUUAUUGCACUACUACUACAACACAGCUCGAAGAAAAAUUAUCCGAGAAGAUUGAUGAAGAAUUUAGACCACUGGUAAAUUUCAACCGAGAGCGUGAUGCGUUCCUCGACGUCUCAAGCACCGGGAUAAAGAUCCUUGUUCACGGUAUAGAAAACUGCGUCGAACCUGCACUCAAUAGCAUGUUGAAACGCCCAUGGGGGACACUUGAGGCUGUUGGUGAUCAGUCCGAGUAUGUGACAAUAAUUGCACAGACAUUGAUGUCGACGGUCACGGUGGCGCGACGAACUUUUGCGAGCAAUACAAAAUAUUUUAGGACAUUCUGUGAUAAGUUUGCCGAGUCCUUCCUCGGUCGCUAUUACAAUACCAUUUUUCGAUGUAAGCCGGUAUCAGAAAUUGGUGCUGAACAGAUGCUCCUUGACACACAUGCCCUCAAAACUAUCUUCAUUCAAAUGGCCAACAUCAAUUCCGAUACCCCAAGUCAACCUCCUGCGACAUACAUCAAAAUUGUGACCAAGGCUGUGACCAAGGUCGAGCAACUGUUGAAAGUGGUCCUCAGACCUUAUCAACCAGUAGAAGGCAUUGUUGAAACGUACCUGUUGCUGUUCAAUGACCACAGCUUGACAAAUUUCCAAAAGGUUUUGGAGCUGAAGGGACUCAAGCGUGUCGAACAGCAAACCGUGAUAGAAGCAUUCCAAAGACGUGUACCGACAGAUUCUUUGCCCGGUGGAUCGACGGGCACACUAAGCGGAAACCCUGCAGGAUCGUCAUUUACAAAUGCUAUGAACGCUAUAAGCGGUUCGACGACAUCCACAGGCGGCAAGAUUGAAUCAGGAUUCCGGAAAUUCGUGGCCGGGAUGAAGCGCAGUUGAUGAAAAAUGUAUAAGCGAAUGUAUAUUUAUUACAGCAGUCACAUAUAUAACGAUGCAGCGGCA